This is a messenger RNA of Funneliformis geosporum, 273 nucleotides long. NCBI's taxonomy places the organism in Eukaryota, Fungi, Glomeromycota, Glomeromycetes, Glomerales, Glomeraceae. The record is from the annotation of a GenBank genome assembly.
AACAUGUUGAGUUGAACACUAUAAUAACUAUGAAUCUAAAAGAUAGAAUAUCUUUGAAUCUAAAUUUAACACCUUUAAACCUAGAAGAUGAAAUAUAUCUGAACCCAGAAAAUGAAGUUAUAAACCUUUGUGUCUUUGAAUCAUGGGAAAGUGCUGACACUAUUAUAGAAGCUUAUAAUAAAAAACAUAGAUUUGCAAUUAUAAAGAAAUGGUUAAUUCAUCAUGAAAAUAGCAGUAUUAAGCAUCAUAGUUUUGGAUGUGAAUUUGGCAAUC